AUGAUUCGUGACGCAAAUUAUGAUCAGAUGGAAACUCUGCGCGUUGUCACACAUAAUCUAAUUCGUUUAAUCGCCAAAUCCUGCUCGCUGGAUAAGGCUGUUCUCCAGAAACAACUGAAUAUGUUCAGCUUCAAAAGCGACCAGGUGAUCAACUGGUCUUGCAAUUUUUCAAGUAAUGACGGGAAAGAUUACAUCACCACCGAUGACAACUUAGUGAAGCUCAAUCAACCGCUGACUGGUACGGAGAACUUUCGACAUGGGACUAAAGUGCAACGCGAUGAACUUCGCGUCAAUCGUGUGUUGCUGGAUGAAGUGACCACAUACAGGGAUAAGCACCGGAAGCAAUUUCUAACGAGCUUGGAACAUGUGUUCAAACAAUUGGCUGCAGACGAAGGGCAAAUCAACAUUAGAAUCGAGCUGCUGAAAUUUGUCGAGAAAUUCAAACAAUCCAGAAAACUGACUUAUAAUGAUCUCUGCCGUGAGGUCAUGAAUAAUCGGUUUAAGAACGAAACGCUGCAAGGGUAUGCCCGAAAAUUGGACAGUGUAGAGCGGACAGCGUCUCAAAGGAAGAAGGACCCAAAGGACAAUUCUCCAAAUCUUUUCGAGUGGCUGAACCGCUUGGUAAUGGAGAUUACUGAGCUUCACAGGAACAAGUUGAUUACGAAAGCACCAGCGUAUUUGCAUAAACCACUCGGCACCAUUGGUCUGAACCAUUUGAUGUUGAUAAGGAGUAGCGAUGUGAAGCUGUUUACUGAUAUGACCAGCGCUCUGAAACCGGAAAUUUUCGACAAACCUCUUCAAGAUCUAGCCAACCGUUGGAUCAAUCAAGUCAAGUCGAUCAGGGAUAAUCGCCUCGACAAACCUCUGCAAUUGACAAGUGUCAGCUUAUUUUUCAUUUGCAAGAGCUUGGAGGAGUUGAUAAUCGAGAUUACUAAGCAUACUGAUCAUCGAGAAACGGAUUUACUGAAGAGCUCUAGUUUCGAGUGGUCCGCUCUCAAACAGCUCGUCUGGAAGACGGAGAACGCAUUAACAAAGUGUUUGCAACGGGAAUACCAUUUUAUGUUUAUGCUCAUAAAGCAUUUUGAUGUGGAUUUCGGUACACAACCUUUUCAGCACAAGACGCAACUAUUCAACAACGGCCAGUCAUUCCGAAAAGAUGUUAGUAAUUUCAAGAAUAUAAUGCACGUAACAAAAAAUUCGAAUGAUAGUUCCAAACCGAAUCCACUUGGGGUUCCAGAUGACUUCUACGUUUGGUAUUGUCUGUUGGAUGAUGUAUUGUUUCAUGUUCUACCGAAGAACUGUGAGCUCGAUUUGUUCAAUACCGUGUUCGAUGAAUAUAUCCAAAUGAUUCGUGACGCAAAGUAUGAUCAGAUGGAAACUCUGCGCGUUGUCACGCAUAAUCUAGUUCAUUUCAUCGCCCAAUCCUGCUCGUAUCAUAACAUGACAUCGCUGGAUAAGGCUGUUCUCCAGAAACAACUGAAUAUGUUCAGCCUCAAAAGCGACCCGGUGAUCAACUGGUCUUGCAAUACUCGAAGUGACAUCAUUGAUCAAUUUUCGACAAAGAUAAACCUCCCGGAGAUAAAUUUGUUGCAAGAACGCUUGAUGAAAAUCAUGCAGAUCGGUAUGGAGAAGAACGUUGAGGUGGAUACGAUGGAGGCAUUCUGCCGUACGUACAACGAUUUUCUAAUCGAUCUCAACGAAGUUUCUUUUGAAUGGUACAUCAAAGAAAUUCCCAAGUUCGAUAUGCAAUCGAUUAUAGAGCUGCAACAUGUCGAAUUGGUCGAUAACAAAUGUAAGGAUACGAACAAUCGAACUUACCGGGUACUCAUUCCAGAGAAGUUUCCUACAUUUUGUCAGGGAUUAGGCAUAACAGUAGCUAUGCCGAAGCAUUACGUAAUUGAGGUUAUUCAAGCUCUACUUGAGCACAUCGGCUCCCAGCUGCAGCGGACUUCCUGGGCAACUGAUGAAAUUCUUUCGGAUACGGACCAAGUACUGUCCACUAACGAACUCAUUUUUGCAAUCAGAAAUUCGCUGCUCUACCUCAAAGAACAGAUCGAUUACGUUUCGUUCGAUCUGUUCUACGACGAACGUGUAAAACCGUUUAACAGCGUUAUCGAGACCACAACUUCACGACAGGACUUCUCGAACCGCAUCAACCUCCUCCGUGAGUCGUUCUGGUACAUUAGGAAGCAGAACGAAAUCAGCUUCGAAGACGCGCUGCAGCUGUAUGGCGAGUUGAAUAGUACAUACGAUUUGCAAUUGCUCCGCGACUCGUACGCGAUGUAUUCAAAGUUUUUCGAGGAAUUUAUGCAACUGUCCGUAGACAAAGGGCCCUCCGAAAGAGCAGCGCUCAUUGCAGAGAAGGUGAAAGCUCAGCAUUCAAAUACUAUUCUCUUCAAGGCGUGGGACGAUCGCUUCAAGCAAGACCAAAUUCCCAACAUUAUUGCUGGAUUGGCUGCAGUGUGGUCGAUUCUGGUAUCAAAGGACGUGGCUAAAGCAAGAAAGUACUUCAAUCCUCAUUGUAUCCAGAUUUUGUGCAUCCUACGAUUGCUGAGCGCUGACAAAGCCGACGAAGGAAUCGACAAACAUUUGGCUCAAGUGUUGACAGGACAGGGUAAAUCGUUGGUUUUGGGACUUCUCGCGGCACUAUUUGCACUGACCGGUCAUAGAGUUCACAUAGCUUGUUACAGCGAGUAUUUGGCCAAGCGAGAUGAGCAGGACUUUCUCACUUUUUUUGAGACGUUUGAUGUUGCUGAAGAUGUAACGUACGGCACCUUCGAUGAUCUAGCCAAUGAAAUCAUAGCUCCGAAGGUUGAUGAUCAGACAAUUGAACUCAGAAAUCUGGUAAGAGAUUUACUGUUCAAAGAAAAGGUUAUUCUUCCACAUCAACUCGUAACGGCUGAUUCGAGUAAAAAUAUUCUGCUGAUAGACGAGGUCGAUGUAUUCUUUACGAAAGAAUUUUAUGGCAAUACAUACAACCCAGUAUGCGCACCUUUGAUUCCAGGACUGGAUCUUGUUCAGGAGCAAAUAUGGAAGUAUGUUGUCGCUGGUUGGACGGAUGUAGAAAGUCGUAUUCAACAGUAUAUUCAAACUGGGGAAUUCAAAGGGCAAGGUGGGAAGUUUUUAGAAUUUCUCGAUCGACCAAAUAAUUACAAUUUAUUUAAAAAUGAUGGAACACAGAUAACUCACACGAAUAAGACAUUGUUCGACGAACAUGUUGGAAUGAUGGUAACAGACGCCAUAAAUGUCAAUAAUGGAUUGUAUUGUACUAAAUUCAAAUUGAACUCCGCUGGAGAAAUUACCUAUUAUCAUCGAGGAAUAUAUGCAUCCCAUCCAUUUUUUGGUUACGAAAAUGUUUUCAACUAUUUCCGAUUGAAAAAGACAAAUUUUGUCACUGAGGUGAAUGGGACAGAAAAUUACGGGUAUUUGAAUAUCUGCUGUGGUUCCUUGUCCUACGCCAUGCUCCCGAAGAACUACCCUCUUAUUGUAGGCGUGUCCGGAACACUGACUUCGUUGAAUCUAUAUGAAAAGGAUACAAUUGAACGUUUGUACAACAUCAAGCAAAUUUCGGUGAUGCCAACGUUUUUCGACUGCUCAAACCUCCAGUUCGACGAAAUCGCCAAUUUCCAAAAUCACGCCACAAAACCCUCCUGGAGAACCAACAUCUUUAGUAAAGCUAAUCAAAUCAUCAAAGCCAAUCGAGCGGUGAUCAUUUUCUUCGAUACCGAAGUCGAGUUGAAUGCAUUCGAAGCAGAAUAUGCUGGACACCUAGAUCGAGUGAACGUGCUGACCGAGAACACCAAGGACAAAGAAAGGUUCAUCAACGAAGCAGGAGUGGCCAAAACAAUCACUUUGUCUACCCGUGGAAUGGGCCGAGGAGUCGACUACAAGUCCAGCGUAACUGUGGAGAAGAACGGCGGAUUGCACGUCGUUCAAACGUUCUUUUCGAUGGAUAUCAAGGAGGAAAUCCAAAUCAAAGGACGGACCGCCAGGAAGGAUAAUAAGGGAAGCUAUGAGCUGAUUGUGUGUGACGAGGAUUUGCAAUCGGGUGGGCUUAUGUCCGGCCUAAGCAAUGUAAGCUACGCCGAGUUGGAUGCCGCAAGAAGCAAGAUUUCGCUUGAUGAAAAUGCAGAAUUGUCGAGGAAAAUACAGGAUAGUAUGGAUGCUCACCAGAAAACGAUGAACUACAUGAAGUCAUUUUAUAAGAAGGCAUAA
Messenger RNA from Ochlerotatus camptorhynchus, 4215 nucleotides. RefSeq lists its product as uncharacterized. Gene Ontology annotation, cellular component: membrane. The coding region runs from base 1 to 4215 and encodes 1404 amino acids. Gene Ontology annotation, biological process: protein import; protein targeting; intracellular protein transport. The record is from RefSeq and is a predicted model, not a curated record. Gene Ontology annotation, molecular function: ATP binding. Lineage: Eukaryota; Metazoa; Arthropoda; Insecta; Diptera; Culicidae. The transcript has a single exon.